UCAGCACCUUUGUUUACUUGGCCGUCGCCGCAACCGCAGCUAGCGCGUGAACCGGACCCGCUGCCUCAUCCACGAACAGGGAGCGCGCUUCAGCCCGCAGGGCGUGAAGUUUCAUCCCCGGCUCAUCGUUUAAAUCAGCUGGCUUUGAGGGAAGAUGUCUGAGAACGGAUCCGGACCCGAGAAGGACUGCGUGGACGCGAAGCAGGACGGAGGACAGCUAUCCACGGCCUCUCUGCCUGAUUCUGUCCCCAUGGACGUGGAUGCCAAGUCCCAGUCCCGCAGCUUCAGGUACAGCCUGGACUUCCCCAGCAUGGGCCAGUGCAUCAUCAUCAACAACAAGAACUUCGACAGGAGGACAGGCAUGAAUCAGCGAAAUGGUACAGAUGUGGAUGCAGCCAACGCCAUGAAGGUGUUUGCAAAGUUUGGUUAUAAAGUGAAAGUUUACAACGACCAGACGGUUGAUCAGCUGAAGCAGGUUUUAAUUGCUGCGUCGAAGGAUGAUCACAGCCGCUCGGCCUCGUUCAUCUGCGUUCUGCUGAGUCACGGAGACGAGGGCGUGUUCUUUGGUACGGACGGCUCCAUCGAGCUCAAGCGCCUCACAAUGCUAUUUCGAGGCGAUCGCUGCAAGUCGCUGGCGGGAAAGCCCAAACUCUUCUUCAUCCAGGCCUGCAGAGGCACUGAUCUGGAUCCUGGCAUUGAAACGGACAGCAUUGAUGACGGCCCAACCAAGAUCCCUGUGGAGGCGGACUUCCUGUAUGCCUUCUCUACCGCUCCAGGCUACUACUCAUGGAGAAACACGAUGACGGGGUCCUGGUUCAUGCAAUCUCUGUGCGAAAUGAUCAGCAAAUACGGGAAAGAGCUGGAACUCCUGCACAUCAUGACUCGAGUCAACCACAAGGUGGCAGUAGAGUUUGAGUCUGUGUCCAACUCACCAGGCUUUAAUGCAAAGAAACAAAUCCCCUGCAUUGUGUCAAUGCUGACCAAAGAGAUGUAUUUUUCUCCUUAACGUCAUCGUCCUCAUCAGAGGAGAUGCACUUGGGAAAAUCUUCUCUGAAUAGGAAGGCAAGUUUUUUUUAGUUUACAGUUAACAGGGAAUCUCUUGAAGUCUUUGUUGGGAGAUCAUAUUACAGUCACAUUUCCUAGGACUGGCAUUUUAAGGUUCUUUCUGUGUUUUUCUAGAACAUAUACCUUUUUUGUUUGAUUUUAUAUACAUUUAACCUUUUUUUAAUUAAAGGUUAUUUUCAAUCUUCAGAUAAUAUUUCAGUAAUGGACAUUAUACUUCCAAGCUCACAGGUGUUACCAGUAGAUGCCUCUUCACUGUUUACACAAUCCACAUUUCAGGGAAAAACUCUUGGAGCCAGUUUGAUCUGAACACACUUUGUUUUAUAAUCAUGAAACCAUAGACGGGCUCACUGCCCCUCCAGCAACACCGUGGUCUGUUUUUUUUUAUACACCAGUGGUUUAUUGAACCUUUUAGGUUCUGAUCAAGAUGACGAUGUGUUGUUAAGGGAGCUUUUUUUUUUUUUCCUUGGCUGAAAUGUGACCAGCCAUUUGCUGAAUCGGAUAAGUUGUACAGAUCUGAAAUGAAAGUGUCAUUUAAACUCGGUUGAGGAAAAUGUCAUGUAGCACAUUCUAACGGAUCAUGUCAUGCUGUUUUUUUUUUUUUUUUUUGGCUAAUGACAUUCAGGGUUUGUUAUUUUUUUAUAGUCCUUUUUUUUUUUGUAAACAUGGCCGCCUUCGAGAGAAGUGCCGCUUGUAUCACAGGCUUCAUAACUAUGCAUGAGUGAAGUCUGAGUUAUUCGUAGGAACUUUUAGUGGUUGAUAAAUGGCUGGAUGAACUUGCUCUGUAAGAAUCUGAGGUAUCGAGACCUUAAUGUCGUUCAAAAGUGGAACUCCGUUACACCAGCUUUUUGUAAAGCGUGAACUUUUAGUAUAUGGGUGCUUUUAAGUGUUUUGUUCCUAAUCAGGAGCUGAAAAUCUUAUCUCUGGCUUCAUUAAAGAUGAUGUGCCUUUUCCUUGGGAAAAAUGAAAUCGGAACAGAUUCAGAUGAGUAGUGAGGUGGAGAAAAAAACAAGUUUAGAUAAUGUUCUUUAAACACUCCUCUAAAGGCAAAAUGGGCUUUAAUUCCCCCGAGCAACAAAUCAGAUUUAAACCCAUUAUUGGAGGGUUUUUCUUGCACUUGAAUAAUGUAAAUUUGUCAUCUAGACCUAAUUCAUGACGAUGUCUGAGCCUCAGCCAAGUCAGAAGUCAAACAAUAUGUAUGGUUACAAGAAAAAUAAAGCACAAUUUGUGUUUUUUUACAGUAAAAGCUGUAAUUGCCACUUGUGCUGUUCAGAAUCAUCCUUCAUUGUUGACUUGGCUGACAAUCUUGUUUUUAAGCCAUAUUAUUGAGCAUUUUGUGAUAUAUAGGCUUUUUUGUGACGUCAUUGUUUUGUAAGCAGCUACACUGAGAUUGAUGUGAAGCUUUUUUUUUUCCUCUCUGACAAAUAAAGACCACUUUUCUUUU
Molecule: messenger RNA, 2506 nt
Organism: Salarias fasciatus (jewelled blenny)
Lineage: Eukaryota; Metazoa; Chordata; Actinopteri; Blenniiformes; Blenniidae
Gene: casp3a
Product: caspase 3, apoptosis-related cysteine peptidase a
Exons: 6
Coding region: 155-1006 (283 amino acids)
Biological process (GO): apoptotic process; neuron differentiation; erythrocyte differentiation
Cellular component (GO): cytoplasm; death-inducing signaling complex
Molecular function (GO): cysteine-type endopeptidase activity
Source: RefSeq, a predicted model, not a curated record